Molecule: messenger RNA, 1890 nt
Organism: Uranotaenia lowii
Lineage: Eukaryota; Metazoa; Arthropoda; Insecta; Diptera; Culicidae
Exons: 2
Coding region: 484-1797 (437 amino acids)
Source: RefSeq, a predicted model, not a curated record
UGUGAUCCUUGAAACUCAAUCCGGACAAUCAUAUAAAAUAAUUUUUAAUUUUUUAACACUGCUUCUUGAGAUGAACAUAUCAUUACUCAGAUGAGAUAUCUUGCACCUGGAGCUUUGCUCAGAAGUUUAACUGUUAUUUUAAUCAUUUAUUGGGAUUGAGAUGUUUCGAGUUUGCUCAAAUUGAACAGUGAUGGUAGAUUUAAGUGUGGAUAUGCGGUGAAUAAAACUCACGAUUAUGUUCAGUGUACAACCAUCUUUAAAUUCGUCGAUAAAACAGGCACAAAAUGGAAAACCACAAAAGAGAAUCCAACAAAAUUGUCGAAUUUUCGGUUUGUCGGUUAGAAACAGAAACAAAACGACAGCGCUUCGCAAUAUUAAAAUUCCGAAGAUUCCUCGAUAUUUUUUUUUGUAACAUCUUUAUUUGAAACGGCUCAUAAUCCUCGAUAUUUCAUUUAAUGGUGUAGCUUUAAUAACGACUUGCUCAUGAUGGACAACAAUCUACUUGCCGCGUACAAACUGAUAAAUUGUCAGCUGGUCAACAGCAACCAGAAACUGAAGGAAGAAAUGCGGGAUAAAAUUGAGAUGAUAAAUGAACUCAACGAUCAAGUAUUCAAAUAUCGAGCCGAAAAUAAAACCCUCCGGGAUAUGGUCCAGAAGCUGCUGGAGCAAUUUAAGACGAUAACGACUAUCAUGAUUUCGGUAAGAGACCAGAGUGAAUCUGUAUUCAAAGUCAUACACAACGAGCACGCUAUCGAAGAAGCGGAGCAGCAGAUGAGACGACCCAUAGCUGGAUUGUACUACGAAAAACGUCGAGCCGAAAAUCCUCCCUAUGUCGAUGAGGCUGCCAUUACAGAGGAAGAUGACGAAAAUCAAUCCGAGGAGGAUUAUCGAAACUCCAUCAUCAGCCAGGAGGAAACUGUUGAACAAGAUGGGGAGGAAAACUCCCUCAACGAUAGCUUAACGACCAGCAUAAGUCCGUUGGUAAAAAGACUGCAGCAGAGAAAAUCUCGUAAUCGAAGUAUCGACGAAUCUUUCGAAACAAUCGAUACGCAGCGCGUGGUAAAAGUGGCCCGCAGAAGUCAAGACUAUCUGCAUGAUCGUUUAUCGCGAGAGGGUAUCGAGGAUCUCUGUAGCGUUCAAGAAAUUACGGACAGGGAAGAAACGGACCUAGUAGAAUCGAUGGACAUUAGCCAGACAUUGGUUCCCCUUCCAAGCAUAGUGAUUGACGGGACCACCAUUCAACCGAAUGCGUCAUUGCAGUCUGAUGAACCAUCCACCUCCAUACUGGAAGCGAGCAGUUUUGCCGAACAAUCCGGCGUUCCAAGUGAUCACAGCACGCAAAGUGAUCUAAAUCCGGUGACCGAUCAAAGCCUCCGGCCACAGUCGAUGAAAAGGAUGGCCAGCGAUUCGAUGCUCUCUACGCUGAUCGAACGAACACUGAACAAGGAAAACAUAAUCACGGACGAUACGAUCUCAAAUGCAACUUGUUCGACGCCGUUGGCCAAGAGUCGCCGGGUUCGAAAUCGAAACAACAGCUCGAACAACCACCCUCCGGUGUCGCCGGUGGUGGUCCUAAAACCGUUAACGAAGGCUAACUUGAGCGAGCACAACAUUUCGUACGAUUUGAUACGCGUUAAAGAUCAACCUAACGAGAGUACCGUUGCGAAUACGAGGGAAUUAGACAACAAUUCCAAAGCUGAAAGUCUCGAGUCCAGCGAGUCGAGACGACCCCGGCGAAGAGCGGCGCCAAAACAGCUCAAGGAGCCUUCGUGUUCCCAAAAGCUGCGGCGUACUUGAAUGAAUAAUUGUAAGCCGUUUUCUGUAUCGUUUAAUUAAGUUAUGGCGCUUUCAGCGUUCAGGCAUCAAUUGAAAAUAUAACGUUUUAGCUUA